AUGGAGGAUGGACGAGGUGAUUUGCAUGAGGUUGAGAUACCUACGAUCGUUACAAGGAAGAUCAAAUUUCUUGUCCUGGAGCAGUUAGAACGGACUACAAUUGUUCCCAUCUCCAUCCUACUCCUGCAUAAACUCAGGGGGUGGAAAGAUAACAUGGAGUCGAUGGAGCAUCAUCUUUGGAGUAAGCAUGAUGCAGAUGUGGGAGAUAUAGGCUCAUUGUUGAGGAUUGUCCUGGAGGGAAUGAGUAUGCAGGAAAGGAAAAAAUCGAUGUAUUGGAAGCGGUUUGCACUGGAAUGGUUCAAUGAAGAAUUUUGGGAUGGGACCAAGCAUCGGGUAUGGAAGCACAUGAGGGAUCAGGACACGAAUACGGGAUUGAUGCAGUACAUGAGCAGCAAGUAUGUAGUCAAUCGAGUAAAGAAGAGAAAAGCAUAG
This is a messenger RNA of Desarmillaria tabescens, 432 nucleotides long. RefSeq lists its product as uncharacterized. The transcript is spliced from 4 exons. Lineage: Eukaryota; Fungi; Basidiomycota; Agaricomycetes; Agaricales; Physalacriaceae. The record is from RefSeq and is a predicted model, not a curated record. The coding region runs from base 1 to 432 and encodes 143 amino acids.